Emiliania huxleyi CCMP1516 is the source of this 1904-nucleotide messenger RNA. RefSeq lists its product as hypothetical. NCBI's taxonomy places the organism in Eukaryota, Haptophyta, Isochrysidales, Noelaerhabdaceae. Gene Ontology annotation, molecular function: structural constituent of nuclear pore. The record is from RefSeq and is a predicted model, not a curated record. Bases 37 to 1611 code for a protein of 524 amino acids. The transcript is spliced from 6 exons. Gene Ontology annotation, cellular component: nuclear pore. Gene Ontology annotation, biological process: ribosomal large subunit export from nucleus; protein import into nucleus; ribosomal small subunit export from nucleus.
GCUACCGCGACGGCCUCGCUACUGGCGCGUACGAUCAUGACAGUGACGGUGUUGGAGAGCCAGCUGCCGCUCGUCGACGCGCCGCCCUCCUCCUCCUCUCCGCUCCGCUCCGGAUCGUCCCGCCGCUCGAUUCUCGUCGCUGACCGCGCCACCUGCGACCUGCACGUCCUCGGCCUCGACGGGCGGCUCCGUGUCUGGUCGCAGCACGAGGCGACGCUCCGCUGCGUGCGGACGCUCGCGCCGGCCGUCGUCCCUCCUCAGCUCGCCGCGAACCCGGGCGCCUUCUGGAGGCACCCCUCGCGCACGCAGGCGCAGCUCGUCGCAGACGCCUCGGGCGGCUCCGUCGCCGCGCCCUCGCUCCCGCCGCCCCUGAUGCGAGACCCGCUCGAGCUGCUCGCGCCGACGACACCCGGCGAGGGGCGGCUGAUGGCCGUGGUGGGCGCGGCCGGCGUCGGCGUGCUGGCGCUUCCCGCCGACGGCACGCCCGGCCGCCGCGCCGCCGCCGCCUCCUCGGACGAGGUGUGUGACCUGCUCGGCCGGCUCGGGCUCGGACGGUUUGCGGCGCCGCUCAAGUCUCUCGGGUACGAGUCGCUGACCGCGCUGCACGCGCUGAGCCCGGAGGAGCGGCGGGCGCUCGCGUCCGAGGCUAGCAUGGCGCCGGGCCACGCGCGCACGCUCUCCCUCUACCUGGACGGGAGGCUGCAGCCGCCGCCCGAGCCGGCGGCGGCGAGCAGCGCGGCGGAGGCGGAGGAGGAGGAGGAGGUUGCGUGGAUGAUCCCGAUCCCGGCGGCGGCGCUGCGGCAGCCCUCGGCCGACGCUGGGCGAGUGACGCACGCGGCGGCGUCGCCCUUCGUGCCGCGCGGCGGCAGCGGCGGCGGCGGAAGCGGCGGCGUGCGGGUGCUUCAGGCGGCGUGGCACCCGCUCUCUUGCAGCCACUUGUGCGUGCUCACCUCGGACUCGCGGUUGCUGCUCUUCGACGCGCGGAGCAGCCUCCACGCGCCCGACGAGGCGCUCGAGGUGCCGGCUCGCCCCGACGAGGCCGUCGUCGCCUUCUCCUUCGCCUCCCCCUCCGCCGCGGGCUGGGCAUCGCUCGCUGUCUGCGCCGCAGCAAGCUCCUCGCACAAGGAGGCUGGUGGGCUGGCGGCGGUGCGCGAGGCGCUCGAGGCUGCGACGCAAAAGGCGCUGUACGCCGCGGCACUGCAGUCCAACCUCGAGGCGCGUGCGGCGCUGCUGCGCAACCUGCUACGCUCGCCGGGCCUGUGGCCGCAGGUGCCUCUCGCGCCAUAUCUCCCCAUAUCUCCUAUAUCUCCCUAUAUCUCCCUAUAUCUCCCAUAUGGCCUGUGGCCGCAGGUGCCUCUCGCGCCAGCCGAGCGAGCGCAGCACGCCGCGCUCGGCAGGUUGCAGCAGCGCGUCGCCGCCCUCCGCCCGCAGCUGCGGGCGGUGGCCGCCGCCGGCAAAGCCGCGCCGCCCCUCGCCGCCCCCGCGCCUGGCGGCGCGAGCCUCGCCGGCGCGUCGGGCGAGCUCGGCCGGCAGGCGCAAGCGAUCAGCAAGCUCGUCUCGGAGGUCAAGGCGUCGCGGUCGCUGCUCGCCGAGGCUCUGGCGCAGGCGUAGAGCGGAGGUGCCCCGAGGGGGGGGUUAGUGCAGGGAGGGGCGCCCGGCCAGGCUGGGUGCGCGGCGAGUUAUCGGCCUGCUACGCUCUUGAGAGCCCCCCCUUCUACAACUUUUCAUGCUGUCCACGGGUCACCUUUCACACGUGCAGCGAGGUGAGAGGAUGCAGAUUGGGUGUGUGUGCCCCGGUGCGCGCCCCCCCUCUGGGCAAAUGCAUGUGUGCAUGUGCAUGUGCAUGCACAUGCAAUCGUGAUCAGUCCCGCUAUGGAUAUGCCCAACCCACAAAAUGAAUACGC